AUGCGGCUGCGACUCCGUAAACGAGCUGCUAGCCACUCGUCUCUAUCCACUGCAACAGCCGAACAGCUCCGUCGACGAGUCGCUCGUGUCAAGAAAGCCAAGCGCCCCAAAGAGGUGCGUGUGUUCAAGCGGCGGCUGCAAUUGGCAGUCCGCGUAGCCGUGGGCGUCCUCUUGGCUGGGGUCGUGCAGACACAUGGCGACGAGCGCGAGUGGCUCUUUUUGCCUGCCAGUUACUACCUCGGAGGACUCACGGUCGCCUCGAUGAUGGUCAUCUACGCGGCGGCAAACACCGUCGGUGGCGUGCUCGAACAAGUGUGGCAGAUCGACGUCGGGGUCGCGAUCGCGCUCCUGUACAACUUUGUCGUCUUUGCCUGUGUGCCCAUCAAGCAAGGCAAUCUCUUGACGGUCUCCAAGAAUCUCAACGGUAGUACGUACUACGUGAGUCUGCAAGACUGGGGCAUCACUCUGCCUCUGCUUGCGCUUUUCACCUUGGUAGUUCUGCUCUUGCCUAUUGUACGACCACUUUCGUGUGUAUAA
Molecule: messenger RNA, 537 nt
Organism: Peronospora matthiolae
Lineage: Eukaryota; Oomycota; Peronosporomycetes; Peronosporales; Peronosporaceae
Source: the annotation of a GenBank genome assembly